AGACCAUUUGCUCUAUGAUCUCUGCUGGCCACUGCUCGCUGCAGCGGUGGGACUACAAUUCCCGGCGUGCACGGCGGCUGUCGCGCACGCGCGGUGAGGCGGCGGUCGGGACCGGAGCCGGAGCCGGAGCCACGGGGCGGGAGCGCGGCCCGGGAAUUGUUGAGUCAGAAGAACUUUGUCGCGUGUGCAAGCAAAGUUAGUUGCUUCAAACUCCACCCUUUGUCUUGGCGAAUUCUGCAUUUUGCAGACUGCCAGUGAGCGUUUAAUAUGGCCGUGGCCUUGAAACAAGUGUUCAAUAAGGACAAGACGUUCCGCCCCAAGCGCAAGUUUGAGCGGGGCACGCAGAGGUUUGAACUGCAUAAGCAGGCACAAGCAUCGCUGAAUGCGGGCCUGGAUCUGAAAGUUGCAGUUCAGCUCCCUUCCAACGAGGACCUCAAUGACUGGGUGGCCGUACACGUGGUGGAUUUCUUCAACCGCAUUAACCUGAUCUACGGAACGGUUUCCGAGUUCUGUACCGAUACCACAUGCCCAAUAAUGUCAGGUGGACCUCGGUAUGAGUACAGAUGGCAGGAUGAGAAUAAAUACAGGAAGCCCACCGCACUGUCUGCGCCACAGUAUAUGAGUCUCCUCAUGGACUGGAUUGAAACCCAAGUCAACAAUGAAAACAUCUUUCCGACCAAUGUUGGAACUCCAUUUCCCAGGAACUUCCAGCAAGUUUGCAAGAAGAUCCUCUCUCGUCUUUUCCGUGUUUUCGUCCACGUUUACAUCCACCACUUUGACCGAAUCGACUUUAUGAGAGCCGAGGCCCAUGUUAAUACUUGUUACAAACAUUUUUACUACUUUGUUAAAGAGUUCAACCUUAUAGACAACAAAGAAUUAGUACCACUGAAGGAGAUGACCAUGAGAAUGUGCCAUUGAAAAGUGUCAUUGAUCAACUGCAGAAGAAGGUGUUCCAUCUCCAUCGUUGUUGAAAUGGAAUAUCAUACCAAAAACAAACUUGAAGGAAAAUUGGUCGUCCAAUUUCAAUGUUGAAAUGUGAAAGAUUAAAACGUCUAGAUGUGGAAUUUUCUCUUGAUGCAGGAGGCUACAAUAAUUGUAGAAAAUUCUUUUGGGCACCAAGGCAUCUGCCUAGGACAGUUAAUAGCUUACGUUUCAUGACCACUGCAAAUAACGUGAUUCUGCGGCUAUAAUGGUGCAAAAGAAAUGAAGAGAGAAAUAGUAUUGCUUUGUAUAAAAUUAAUUGAUAUUUUAUGCAUUUCAUUGUAUAUGAAGUGUCUUAGAAUGUUUUUGAUCCGUUUGAUAAAGCACUAUGAAAGGCAAGUACUGUCCAUGACCUGAAAAAUGAACAGUUCAUUUAUCUUGCUCACUUGCUCAACAGUUCCAGCUGAUUUAAUAAGGUUUGGCUUAUCAAGUCAAAAGCCUGUGUAGAACAGUUUGCAACAUUCCUUGCACAUUGACUUCAACAGGAAUUCCAUAUGUAUUUCCCACAAUGGUACAGUCACACAGUUCUCUCUUGUGGCACAAAUUCUCUGAAAAUAUAUUUUGUCCUGAAUGGUACAUAUAAUAUGUGCAUAUUUGGUUGUUUCAACUGAAAGAAAACAGUUGGCAGACAUUUUUUAAAUAUUUAAAGAAGAAUUAUAUACUUUUUUACUAUAUUUCUUUAAAUCUUUAGUGUCACUGAACGCUAUAAUACAGUCUAGUUUUUCAAUUCCUGGGGACAUCUGUGGUGAAAGGUUAUUUUUUAAAUUUAUAUCAUAUUUUUCUUUGUUAUAUCACUUGCUUCGAUUUCCAACUGGCUGAAAUUUGUUAUUUCUGCUUUUGAUUCCGUGAGAAAUUUCUGCUUCUAAGAUUAAAGUGUAAAAUUAUUGAAA
Leucoraja erinaceus (little skate) is the source of this 1871-nucleotide messenger RNA. It is a transcript of the gene mob3a, whose product is annotated as MOB kinase activator 3A. The transcript is spliced from 4 exons. Gene Ontology annotation, molecular function: protein kinase activator activity. Gene Ontology annotation, biological process: signal transduction; positive regulation of protein phosphorylation. Gene Ontology annotation, cellular component: cytoplasm; nucleus. The record is from RefSeq and is a predicted model, not a curated record. The coding region runs from base 268 to 918 and encodes 216 amino acids. NCBI's taxonomy places the organism in Eukaryota, Metazoa, Chordata, Chondrichthyes, Rajiformes, Rajidae.